Mercurialis annua (annual mercury) is the source of this 1979-nucleotide messenger RNA. Its product is annotated as UDP-glycosyltransferase 88A1. Gene Ontology annotation, molecular function: UDP-glycosyltransferase activity. The record is from RefSeq and is a predicted model, not a curated record. NCBI's taxonomy places the organism in Eukaryota, Viridiplantae, Streptophyta, Magnoliopsida, Malpighiales, Euphorbiaceae. Bases 384 to 1796 code for a protein of 470 amino acids. The transcript has a single exon.
UCCAAAAUAACCUAAGUAAAGAGUUCGGAAAGAUUUAGAAAAAUCUACUAUUCAAACUCUAGCAGGCUAGGACCACACCAAUAAUUCAAAUAUAGAUACCUUUUCUAUGAAAUGUUUUACACGCCAUCAAAACAAGUAAAACAUGCACUAUAGAAAAGAAUUGAUUGGUAGGCGUUACCUUUUAAUAAAACCAAUUGGAAAGUACAUAAUUUUUGUGGUAGAAAAAUUCUUAUAUGCAAGAUAAGGCAAAUACAAAAUGUACUUUCUACACUGGAAAGUGCUCAUCAUUAUUUCUUCUUUCUACAUAAUAUUUACUCUCAAGUCUCACCAUAGCCAUUAACAUAUAUAUAGAAACAUAGAGGAAGAAAAUUAUAGAAGUAGCAAUGGAAGAGGCCAUUGUGUUGUACCCAACACCAGCCAUAGGUCACUUGAUAUCAAUGGUAGAGCUAGGCAAGCUCAUAGUUUCUUACAAUUCUUCAAUCUCCAUUCACAUUCUCAUUCUUGAAGCUCCUUAUAAUGCUGGAUCUACUUCUUCUUACAUUGCUACCGUCUCUGCAACUUUUCCUUCAAUCAAAUUCCAUCAUCUGCCCACUCUCACUCUCCCUUCCACCGAUACCAAACACCACGAAACUCUCACUUUUGAGCUCAUCCGACUCAGUAACCAUAACGUCCAUACUACCCUUCUUUCCAUCUUGGAAACAUACGCCAUUAACGCCUUUAUUAUCGACUUCUUUUGUGCUUAUUCUUUAUCUGUCGCUACGAAACUGAAUAUCCCAGGCUAUUUCUUCUUUACUUCUGGUGUAAGUUUUCUUGCUACUUUCUUGAAUUUACCCACCAUUCAUCAAAACACCACCAAAAGUUUUAAAGAUCUAAACACUAAUCUCGAUGUUCCGGGUGUGCCUUUGUUUCCGGCUUCUUAUAUGCCACUACCUAUGCUCGAUCGCAGCGAUAAGGUGUAUGAUUCCUUUCUAGACUCCUCCAAAUGCUUUCCAAAAUCAGCCGGAAUUAUAGUGAACAGCUUUGAAUUACUUGAGCCUCAAGCUGUCAAAGCAAUAUCAGAUGGAUCAUGCAUAUCAGAUGCUACAACACCACCUCUCUACUGUAUUGGGCCAUUAAUAGCAGUCGGUAAUGCUACCAGUGAGAUUGUGCCAGAUUGCUUAACUUGGCUCGACUCACAACCUAGUAAGAGUGUUGUUUUUUUAUGUUUUGGUAGCUUGGGUUUAUUCUCAAAAGAACAGCUAUCAGAAAUAGCAAUUGGGUUAGAGAAAAGUGGACAAAGGUUCUUAUGGGUGGUUCGAAAUCCACCUUCCAACCACCAAAAGUUAGCCACUUCAGCCCAAUCAGACCCAGAUUUGGAGUCACUGCUCCCUGAUGGGUUUUUGGCUCGUACUAAACAAAGGGGACUCGUGGUUAAGUCAUGGGCUCCACAAGUUGCUGUGUUGAAUCACGACUCAGUGGGUGGGUUUGUGACUCACUGUGGUUGGAAUUCUGUUCUUGAAGCUGUUUGUGCUGGUGUGCCAUUAAUUGCAUGGCCAUUGUAUGCUGAGCAAAAGUUUAAUAAGGUCUUGCUUGUGGAAGAAAUUAAAAUUGCUUUGCCAAUGAACGAGUUGGAAAACCAGUUUGUAACUGCGGUAGAGGUGGAGAAGCGAGUUAGUGAGUUAAUGGAUUCAGAGUCAGGUAACUCGGUUAGAGAACGAGUCAUUGCGAUGAAAAAGGCUGCGGCUGAGGCAUUAAGCGAGGGUUGUUCUUCUCGUAUUGCAUUGUCCAAACUCACCGAGUCAUGGAGGCGGGAGUGAGUGAGUGGAGUCUCGGUAUUGUUUGUUUAGUUGAUAAGUUAUUAUGUUCUUCUGCACAAUAGAAGAAAUCAACAACCAUUGAUGAAAUUGAAAUGACUAUGGCUUAUUAGCUUGCUUCAUUGUUUGCUGUGAAAUAUUCAAAAUUUAAAAAUAAUUAAUGAAAUUUAUAAACUAUUAAUGAAA